AUGGCGACCAACACUUCGAAGAUCCAGCAGUGGGAAUCAGGCCAGGAUAGCCUCGAUAGCCUUACGCUGACCUCGGCGCCCAUGCCCGAGCCCGGAAAGGACGAGGUACUGGUAGAAAUUCGUACAGUUUCGUUAAAUUACAGAGAUACUGAGGUUGCGACAGGAACAUAUGGCCAUCACAAGUCCAUCACUCAAGGCUCAAAAGUCGUGCCGUGCUCAGAUUGUUGUGGUAUCGUAACGAAACUCGGCGAUGGAAGCUCCACGUCGCUGAAGGUUGGAGACCGUGUGCUGUCCACAUUCGUCCAGUCGCACUUGACAGGCAACAUUACCGAGAAGGACAUGGGCACCGGUCUCGGUCUUCCCUUGCCAGGCGUGUUAGCGACUCAUCGCGUGUUUCCCACCCAUGGACUAGUAAAGUGUCCAGACUACCUCAGCGAUGAGGAGGCCUGCACACUGCCUAUCGCGGCAGUCACCGCGUGGAUGUCGAUCAACGAUAUGCGACCGCUCGGUCAGCCGGGUGGGAAGGGGGAGGUUGUACUAGUGCAAGGCACAGGAGGCGUGGCCAUUAGUGGAGUUCAAAUAGCGAAAGCUAGCGAUGCAAAAGUGAUCAUCACGUCUUCCUCUGACGAGAAGCUGGAGAAGGCUCGAGCGCUCGGAGCUGAUCACACUAUCAAUUACCGCAGCCAGCCUGAGUGGCAGGAUGAGGUGAUGAAGAUCACAGGGAACCACGGCGCCGACAUCAUCCUGGAGACAGGCGGAGCUCAGACGACCAUGAGAAGCUUCGACUGUGUCGCAUUUGCAGGACUGAUCAACGCAAUUGGCUAUGUGUCUGGCAAAGAAGAUCCGCCUGAGAAGAGGCUAAACAUCAACGUGCUGGCAUUGAGAAAGAAUCUGACUCUGAAGGGCAUAAUAAAUGGACCCAAGGACCGGUUCGAGGAGAUGCUGGAGUUCUAUGAGAAGCAUGACAUUCGCCCGGUUGUGGAUCGGAUAUUCAGCUUCGAGGAAGGCAAGGAAGCUUUUCAGUACCUUGCGAGCGGUUCUCAUUUCGGGAAGGUUUGCAUCCGUGUAAAAGCAAGUACAUAA
Messenger RNA from Coniosporium apollinis CBS 100218, 1083 nucleotides. Its product is annotated as alcohol dehydrogenase. Gene Ontology annotation, molecular function: oxidoreductase activity. The transcript is spliced from 3 exons. Bases 1 to 1083 code for a protein of 360 amino acids. The record is from RefSeq and is a predicted model, not a curated record. Lineage: Eukaryota; Fungi; Ascomycota; Dothideomycetes.